AUGUCUGUAAAUAAAGAGAAUAAACAGCUUGGGAACCUGAAUUUUGCUGAUGAAUCGGGGGCUUUUAAGAAACAACCAUCUACAUUCCGUAGUUUCAUUUCUAGUGCGGAAAGUGCCAAAUUUAAACCUGAAUUAAACCGUUAUCAUUUGUAUGUGUCAAUGGCCUGUCCAUGGGCCCACAGAACAUUAGUAACUAGAGUAUUGAAAGGAUUGACACAAAUUAUUUCAGUUUCGGUUGUCCACUGGCACAUGGAUGAUGGUGGAUGGAGAUUUAUUAACAAGGAAGAAGCUAGCAAGAGGUCAUCACAAGGUGAUAUUCUGAACGGUACUGAAGACCAUUUGUACAGAUUUGAAAGACUCAAGCAAUUAUACUUCAAGGCAGAUCCACAGUAUUCAGGCAGAUUCACUGUUCCGGUUUUAUGGGAUAGGAAGUUGGAAACUAUUGUGAGCAACGAAUCGAGUGAAAUCAUGCGGAUGCUUCAUAGUGAAUUCAACUCAUUUUUGUCAUCUAAGUAUGCUGAAUUAGAUUUAUACCCACAAGAAUUGAGAGAGACUAUCGAUGACAUCACUUCGUGGAUUCAAUUUAAUAUCAACAGUGGUGUUUAUAAGACAGGUUUCGCGACUAAACAAGAAGUUUACGACAAGGAAGUGACGAAUGUUUUCCAUCAUCUUGACAAGGUUGAAAAUAUUUUGGCCAAGAAUUACGAAGGUCCUAAUAAGAGCGAAUUUUUAGUAGGCAACAAGCUUACCGAGGCCGAUAUUAGAUUAUACACCACGAUUGUUAGAUUCGAUGCCGUAUAUUAUCAACAUUUCAAGUGUAAUUUAGGGAUGAUCAGACAUAAUUACCCUAAUAUCCAUAGAUGGUUGAGGUUUUUAUACUGGAAGGUUCCAGGUUUCGAGGAAACAACCGAUUUCGAUCAUAUCAAAUACCAUUACACUAAGUCUCAUCCCGGUAUCAAUCCCAACGGUAUUACACCUUUGGGGCCGGUCCCCAAUAUUUUAAAUAUUACUUAG
Molecule: messenger RNA, 1014 nt
Organism: Debaryomyces tyrocola
Lineage: Eukaryota; Fungi; Ascomycota; Pichiomycetes; Serinales; Debaryomycetaceae
Source: the annotation of a GenBank genome assembly